Messenger RNA from Nilaparvata lugens (brown planthopper), 5603 nucleotides. RefSeq names its product espin (gene f). The record is from RefSeq and is a predicted model, not a curated record. Gene Ontology annotation, cellular component: cytoplasm. Gene Ontology annotation, biological process: actin filament bundle assembly. Bases 650 to 3637 code for a protein of 995 amino acids. The transcript is spliced from 14 exons. Gene Ontology annotation, molecular function: actin filament binding. Lineage: Eukaryota; Metazoa; Arthropoda; Insecta; Hemiptera; Delphacidae.
GCUGUUCACUAUAUUGCACUGUGCUCCGUUGUCGGGAAGAGUAGCAUAGUUCUUCAGAUACCUCGUCAUUCUACAUUCUCCAGUAACAUAGCAUUCGUGGAAUAUUAUCAAUAUUUCUGGACAAAUCUUUUUCACUUCUGCACUAUGCUCCGUUGUCAUGAAGAGUUCCUUACUUGUUGAUAUAAUAUCAUCUGACUGACAUUUUACAUUCCUCGGUAACUUUGCUUUCCGGGAUCAUUCUGUAUUCUCAAUAGUUUCGAUCAAAUUUUAUUAGUUUUGUUUGAAAGUUCGGUAUCUGUGGUUAUUUUGUUAUCAUUCCUUGGUGGCUUAUUCUGUAAUCGACAAAUAAAUAAGUGAACUACGAAUGGAUAUCAGUGGUAUUGUACUUGUAUCUUUAGAACUGUCUGUUAUGAAUUAAAGUCACAAUAUCUACAAGGAUAAAAGUUCUAUUAUUCUUUAUGGUAUUUUGUUCGAUACUGUAUGUCAUCUGUUUUAAACAUGAACAAUUGAAUAUUAGGAAUUAUAACGAUUGAUUUUAGUUGGAAAAUGUAGAAGAUACUUCAAAGUUGAUGUUCAGAGAUUUUUGUAUAUUUCUGAAAUGGGUUUGUUGUGGUGCCAGUGAAUAGUGUUGUGAACAGUACAGUUCUUAAUGUAUCCAACAAAGAAACAUGUAACAUUCUUUUCGUAUGAGAAGUUAAUCAUGGAGACUCUGGAUAGAUAUUCCAAGUCGGAACAGAGACAAUUAUCGGGAAGGUGGAUGCGAUACCUGAGUUAUGGCGCGAACACGCAGAUGGACAACGACGUGACGCCGGUCUACCUGGCGGCGCAGGAAGGCCACCUGGAGGUGCUCAAGUUCCUGGUGGUGGAAGCGGGGGGCUCCCUCUAUGUCCGCGCCAAGGAUGGCAUGGCGCCGCUCCACGCCGCCGCUCAGAUGGGCUGUCUCUCCUGUCUCAAGUGGAUGGUGCAAGACCAAGGCGUGGACCCUAAUCUGAAAGACGGAGACGGCGCGUCGGCGCUGCAUUUUGCCGCCAGCCGCGGCCACCUUGACUGCGUCCGCUGGCUGCUCAGGCAUGGUGCCAAACUCACCACCGACAAAUUCGGCAAAAGUCCUAUCAACGACGCCGCCGAGAACCAACAGAUGGAGUGUUUGAACGUUCUAGUACAACAUGGCACGACACCGGACUACCAUGAUGCCACACAGGGCAGAUUGCACGGCUGCACUUGCCGGAAAGGCGAUCCUCACGAUCGGUGCUCGUACGCAGACUGCGUCAACUACACAGCGAGCGGUCGCGAACCGUUCUAUCUGCAUCUUCCCUCUUCCACGACCACCCUGUCCAGCUGUGGUGGCGGCACUGUCAAAAAGGACCAGCCCACACCGCACGGAGGCCUACUGCAUCAGGACGGCCUCUACAUCAAUCCGCUCCUGACGCAUCACGGCAGCAACUCGUCAGCCGCUGACUACCUGACGCCGAUCCAACGUCGGAGCGGCGCCGGAAGCGACCCAUUCUUCCUGCACGACCCGGCCGCCGACGUCGGACCAACCUACCACCGCGUCAAGGACCUUUUCGGCGCCAAAAGUGGCAACGCUGCUGUCCAGCAUCAUGCCAAAAGUGGCAACGCUGCAGUUUGUAACAACAUGAUGACGUCACUGUCUUCCUCGUCGUCAUCUACGUCAUCAUCGCCACCACCUCCUCCCCCUCCACCACUGCCAAACACGUUGACGGGGCUCACUGUUAAAGUAGAGGUGCACAGUAGCAGCUCCGGAGCGGGCAGCGACGAGAAUCUGAGUCGCUCGAGCGGGGUGGGAGGGGCAGAGGGUGACGUGGAGGGGGGGGACGAUCACGACUAUGAGGACAUCUACAUGGUGCGCGAACAGGCGACUGACUCGGCACGGCAUGUCGGCGACUCGUCACGUCACGUCAGUCAGAAGACGUCGCGCAGUCGCAGUCGAGACUCGGGCAGUCACAGUCGGUCCAGCUCCACUUCUAGCGGCCAUCUGCUAGUGCAAAUAUCCCCCAACCACCCUGUCGACGCGUUGCAUGAUGAUAGUGCUGUAUCCCCAGAAUCAGGAGUAUCAAGUGCGUCUCCGUCAGACCUCGGCCACUCGGAAGAGGAAGGCGAGAAGACCACCCCCACCCCCACUCCGCCUCCUCUGCACAAGUCUAAAGUGCACCAUACACACUCACUGCCUUACCAUCAACACAAUAACAGCAGAGCACUGAAAAGGGUAGUCUCCGAGCCGGGGGCGGCAGUCUGUCCCCCACCCCCGCCACCACCACCUCCCGAUCAGCUGUUGUCCCCCCCUCCGCCACCAUCAUCGUCGUCGACCGGAGGCGAAGACGUCAGCAGCCUGGAAAGCGGUGGUUCGGAAUCCACCCCCAGUUCAACAUCGUCUGUCAACCGUGGUGCACAGGUGCAGAGGUCGCAUAGUACUAGCAGCUCUGGUGUACGUGUGGCAGCAGUACCGUCAGAUGCGUCGGCGCAUGUGCAGAAAGAAGACUCGCAAUCAGCUGGUCCUCACCUGGUCAACAAACAGAUGGUGUUGCCUUUCAUUCCGCCCAAAUUCCCCCCAACGAACUCUGGUGGCAGUUCAGACGCACUAAUCAAGCCGUCCGAAUAUCUGCGCAGUAUCCAUGGCGCAUUGCCUUCUGCGCAGGCGCAGCCGGUCAAGGUCAAAACCGAGUCAGCUGCAACAGUCAAGGUCACGUCCGCGUCAGUCGAUUGCCAGCUGCCCGAACGAGUGGAUCCCCCAGCCAAAGACUCCACCUCCGUGGGUCCACCCCCGCCCCCUUUACCACCAGUGCUGCCUCCGGAAGGCGGCGGCUCUUCUACCGCCUCCCGCGCGCCGCAUCAGCAGCCUCUCUCUACCAUAAGCAUUCAGGACUUGAACAGCGUGCAGUUGAGGUGUACCGAAAAGAAGAAGCUGGCUGCCAAGACAAUGUCAGCACCUCUCAAAUCUCAGCACAAUGGUACGCCAGAACUGCCAUUCCAAGCUCAAAAAGAAGAUUUGAUUGCUGAACUGAAACUGUCGAAAAGCAUAACUGGCAUCAAGAAGCUGAAGGUGGAAAGGGUCAAGCAGGAGGAGAAGCAGGAGAAAGAGCUUGUCACUGAAAUUGUUAAAACACUAUCUGUUGAUAGUUUUGUUGAAAAGGUGCCCGAUAAAGAUUCGACGGGCAACCCAAUUCCACCAUGGAAACGACAAAUGCUGGCGAAGAAAGCAGCCGAAAAAGCGCGCAAAGAAAUGGAGGAGCAGCUGGCAAGGGAAGCUGAGGAGAAGAGAUUGCAGUCCAUUCCUGCCUGGAAACGCCAGCUCUUACAAUCAAAGAAAAUUGAGACACCGAAUUAUGUAACCAGUCCUCGCGCAGAUGAUAAGAAGCCGCCAUCUUGCAUAAGCGCGCAUGCACCCGUGGCUAUAGUUAAAGCUAUAACUCCGCAAACCCCAGCCCUCAACGACAGCAACAAGGAGAACAGUAAGCCAGACAAUCAGAGUGCGAACGACACGUCAAAAGGAAAGGCUGAUGAAAACGAAGCGGGAGGUGUAAGGGAGGAAGAGCAAGAGGAGGAAGAGAGCACUCAGAUAAUUCCAUGGAGAGCACAAUUGAGGAAGACUAACAGCACGCUCAAUUUGUUGGAAUGAUCGUGUCGAAAGAGAAUGAUUUUUUUUGUUAAUAUUUGGAGGGAAUUGAAUGAAAGACGAAAAAGAGUAUAAUACAAGAACUUUUACGUGUCCGUCAAAAUAUGUGCCUUAGAGUGUAAUAAUCAAAUUGACUUGACUAAGAUUAGGAUAAAAUGUUUUUGAGAUAAUAUUGUCUUGAACUGGAAGAAUUGGUCGUGAGACCGUCUAUAAACGGUUGAAAUAUGUGACGAUGUUCACAAAUCGAUAUAUUUAUGCUGUACAGUAUAUUCGUUCAUUCCAAAUGUCUUCGAUCUUCUUUUAGUUUUCUCUAAAGGUGCUGCUGCUGGACUGUACUAAUAAUUGACGAACUGAUUAAAUAAUAAAAUCAAUUCAUUCGGAGAGGACUGCUUCUAGAGGAUCUAAUUUUCAAGAUCUCUUAGUUAUGGACACACAGAAAGUAUUUGAAAAACUUCUACCUAUAAAAAGGAAUGUACAUAUUGUACCUAGUUAUUAAUCGAUUCAUUAUAUACCAUAUUUUUGUAGUUUCUGUUCACUAUUUUGCAAUUCAAUUAUUCAUGAUUUGAUGUGAUAAUCUUGAUCAGAAUGGUACAUCUGAAGACCUACCUCAAGGUGACUGGAUUAAGGAUGUGACUCUUUGCCGAAUUUUCUAGACAAACGUUAAGGUUUUACUUUGAGGCAGACCUCCGGAUGUACCGGUGUGUGAGGAACCACUUUUAGACGACCAGUUCUAUUUUUUAUAACUUCAAUAGAAUUUGAUAACAAUAAUAAAUUUUAAAUUCAAGAAUAAAAAGCGCCUGGAGAAUUCAUAUGUAGACUAUUUGAUAUAUUUGUGACAUAGAUAUUAUUUGAUAUAAUAAGGUUUCCUACAAUACAAUAUCAUGCUUUCAUACAUCAAUAUUAUAUUAAAAGCUGAAAAUCAUUAUGUUUUACAAAAACAAAACCUACCUACUAAAAUUAAUAAUAUUUUUUAGUAGAUCCUUUUCUAAUUAUUCAUGAUCAUUUAGGCUACUACAAAAUUCUUUAUCAUAAAUUUAUUUUUGAUAGACUAUACUUGAAAACUUUCCUUGUUGGAAUUUUAUAUUGAAUUAUGCAUACUAUAAAUAAGUAUUUUUUAUUGCUCAUUAUCUCUUGUCAAUUGUAUCACCUAAGGUACAGUAAACUAUAAGUGUAUUAUGAAACUCAGUUAUUUUAUAUGCAGUUUGAAUCACCUAGUAUUAUUAUUAUCAUUCCAGGUUAUAUUUUUUAAUCUAUUUACUGCUUCAAUUGAAUUUUAUGUGUAGCUGUAGAAUAAGUGAACAUUUGUUCUGUUCAUACAAAUCAAUAGCUAAUUAUUUUAUAAUUUCAGACGUCCAGAACAAAAUAAUAUAAAUCAUAACUGAAUAUUUCCAUUCCCAAUAAUUUUGAAGGUUUGAUGAAUUUUUGAAUUGAGAAUACGAAUGAAAUAAAUGUUUUUAUCAAUAUCCAGCUCUAAUAUCUCACUUGGGAAGUAUUGUUUCAGAAUACUUCCGAUGUCCUUACCGAUGAACUUUUAAAUAAUGAGUUAUAGUAGUAUUUUGCGUCCAUAUAUUGAUAAUAAGAAACACAUUUUAUAAGUAUAGGAUCUUCUCUCCCAAAUGAUAAAUAACUUUUGUUUGAUGUUAAUUGUUUCUCAAUGAAGUUGUUCAAGUUCUAAUCACUAUUCCAGAAUUAUUCUUGUAUUUCUUUAAAGUCGUCAAACUCCAAUUUCGAAAAUAGAUCACAUACAAAAAUCAACUAGGUAUAAUUGAAACAGUUAUUUUCGGGAAACUCAUCAUUUGUGCUAAACUUUAAAUAAGGAAUUCCUCUUAUAAUAACCGUAUUUUUGAAUGCAUUUUUUGAAGGAAUUACAUUAUAAAUAUCAAUUAUACUCUAUUAUUUAUUUAUACUAUUCUUGUGUUCUAGAAAGCAAAUGUCAUGUGCAAUAGUAAAUAUAAGUUUUUCAAGUAAA